Molecule: messenger RNA, 528 nt
Organism: Oppiella nova
Lineage: Eukaryota; Metazoa; Arthropoda; Arachnida; Sarcoptiformes; Oppiidae
Source: the annotation of a GenBank genome assembly
UAUGAAGGAAUUGAAGACCGUGCGGACCAAAUGGACGAUAGAUCUGAUGAAAAGCGUUCAGAAACGGAUCAAAACACUAAUAAUGGACACAAAAGCGACGAAAACAGAGAAAAGGAUUGCAAUAAAAGUAAAGACAAAAGCGUUGAACGAAACGAGAGAAGGAGUACUGAAAGGCCGCGAAAGACGUCGGAGUCGUCCGAUAGAGACCGACACCGAAGUAGUGAUCAGCGAAGGGAUAGGAGUAGGAGUCGCGAGAGGGAAAGGGAUAGGAAGUCGUCCCGCGAUCACAGCCUUCGGUCGCGCGAUAGGAGGAGCCGAUCGCCGCGCGACCGACGGAGUAGUCGUAGGAGGGAUAGGAGAGGUCGGUCGCCGGCGGCUCGCGAGCGGACACUGACCUCGAGCUACGGUUCAAAAGAAGCGCUUCCAGAGAGCGAAGACAACAUCGAUCGCGGAGUAAAUCACGCGAACGGCGCCGACAAAUAUGAAAGAAUUGAACAGAAGUUAGAGAAUAUUCACUUAAAUUCCUAA